GGGGGCAAUUACUAAUUAAGCAAAGUUCAAAGUUCCUCUCCCUAGCUCUCUCUAACCAUGGCACUUAUGGCCAUAGCAAUUGUAGCCAUCAGCUUUCUCAGCUAUGAAGCAGGCAUUGUUCUUGGGGACAUUGGCACUGCUACUUCGUAUAAUCCUCCCUAUCUACCUACCAAGUGUCAUGGCAAUCGACAGGAUCAAUUCCCACCAGGAAACUUGUUUGUUUCUGUGAGUGAAGGUUUGUGGGAUAAUGGCGCUGCCUGUGGAAGGCGUUACAGGUUGCGGUGCCUAAGUGGAAAUAACAGACCAUGCAAGGAUGGGACUAUUGAUGUUAGGGUGGUGGAUUUCUGCAGAAAAUCACCAUGCCCUUCUACUAUUCUCUUGUCAGGUGACGCCUUUUCUGCUGUAUCACACUCUCCAUCCGCAAAAAUCAAUGUUGAAUACAUCCAGAUAUGAUGGUACGAUCGAGAUAUGUUGCUGAACUGUAUCAAGCAAUCCGAUUGCUAGAAGUGAGGGGAAAAUGGUGUUUCUGAUGUUAGAAGUUUUUUGACAUUAGUUUGUACUUGAGUUCUCAUUAUUCCAUGUUGUAGUAUGAAUAUCUAUCUCCAAUAAAAUCUUGAUUAGACGGA
Messenger RNA from Populus nigra (black poplar), 626 nucleotides. RefSeq names its product EG45-like domain containing protein 2. The record is from RefSeq and is a predicted model, not a curated record. The coding region runs from base 58 to 453 and encodes 131 amino acids. NCBI's taxonomy places the organism in Eukaryota, Viridiplantae, Streptophyta, Magnoliopsida, Malpighiales, Salicaceae. The transcript has 3 exons.